AUGGGUGACAAAAUUUCAAAGCCACAAGAGAUUUUCCGCAUUGAAAGCAAAAGCUGUUUUCAAAUUCCACAUUGGUUGCCAUACAAAAUCGAUAAAAGUAAAAUGGCAUGUGAAGAAAAGAUAAGCUAUAUUAUUGCUAGUGUUGGGUUGGAUAAAAAGCUAUACACUUAUGACUCAGGGUUUUCUUCAUUGGCAUUUAAAGAUGAUGGUUGGACACUGGCAGCUGGUACUGGUAAUGGUAGAGUGGUGUUCUGUGAUAUUCGGGGAAAACUACAGCCUUUUACUGUUCUUCGUGCUUAUAGUAGUUCGGAUAUCAUGUUCUAUAAUGGAACUAAUGAUAUUAAUUGGAUGUCACUGCUUGCUUGUUUGUGCUCCAACUUCAAAGUGUUUUGUGUAAAUGGAAAAUCAAAACCAGCCAUUGUUAAUGAGAGUACUUGCACUGCUGAGACUGCUCUUUUGGGAGGUGCAAUGGAGGAUUCUGUUCUUAUGCCAGACCCACUUCCAUCUGAUGUGACGAAGUCUUUUACAGCAUUGGAAUCUACCCCUACACCAUCUUCCAAGAGUGAAGAGACCUCCAUCACUUCUCCAGAAGCUUUGGGUGGUGACAAGAUAUCUGACAAAUUUGCUCAGCUUCGCCAGCUGCCAUCUCUUUUUGGGAUGCCAGCUUCUGGUGGUCUGACAACGAGCUCUAUUUAUGCUGGACAAGAUCAGUCUUCAAUGCUCAGUCAGACCAGUUCUAACCUGAGCUAUGAAAAUUUGCACCCGAAGGAUGUCUCUUCAAAUCAGGAGAUUUCUUCAUUGGGAUUUCCUGAACAUUUCUCCUCGAGCUCCAUGUCUGCUUUAUCUUUUGGUUCAAAAGGGAUUACUAGAGCUGGCAGCCUUGACUCACCAAAACUAGCUUCUUUAGCACCGCCUCGAAGGUUUUCAACAUAUGCCGAGAGAAUUAGUACUACAUCUGCUUUUAGCGAUGGAACAUCCCAUUUGGUGGCUUCUCCAAAAACAAAGAAAACGGGAGCUGAAACCAGAGAAGAGCUGUUUAAUAGCCUGUUAUCGAGGUCUGAUUCAUUGACUGCAGCGGCAUCAGGAGUUCUUCCAGCAAUGAAUGUAUGA
Messenger RNA from Gossypium arboreum, 1110 nucleotides. Its product is annotated as protein NEDD1-like. Gene Ontology annotation, cellular component: kinetochore microtubule. The coding region runs from base 1 to 1110 and encodes 369 amino acids. The transcript is spliced from 5 exons. NCBI's taxonomy places the organism in Eukaryota, Viridiplantae, Streptophyta, Magnoliopsida, Malvales, Malvaceae. Gene Ontology annotation, molecular function: protein binding; gamma-tubulin complex binding. The record is from RefSeq and is a predicted model, not a curated record. Gene Ontology annotation, biological process: regulation of phragmoplast microtubule organization; regulation of microtubule nucleation; cell plate assembly.